AUGGCGCCUGCAAUCCGCAACCAGCGCCGCGGCUCCGGCGGCCUGCUGGUGCUCGCCCUGGCGUCGUGCCUGGUGUUCCAGUACAUCUCGUGGACGUACCCUGGCGCUGCCCGGGCCGAGGUGCCCUCGCCCAAGGCCGAGGAGGCCGGCUUCUUCACGAAGGUGAUCGGCGCCGCCGCGCAGGGCGCGACCGCGGCCUUCGUGGCGGCCAUACUCUCGGCCGUGACGGAGCCCGUCGUCAACCGUCUGCUUGUGAAGCGCAUGACCUUCUCGCAGGCCUUUGCGGAAGUGAACUUUGGUGUCAUCAGCAAGUUCUUUUUGACGACCUUCCCUACCAACAUGCUGAAGUUCCCCGUGUUCGAGGUGAUCAACAUCAUGCUCACCUUCACCAGCCUCUCCGGCAGCUUUCGCGGCAUGAUCAACGGCUUCCUCUUCUGCACCAUCAUGCUGCCGGUGACGAACUACCGCUUCCGGAAGAGCAUGGGCUGGGAGAUCACGCCGUCUGCACUGUACCAGGCCUACGUGCCCACUGUGGCCCGCGACAUUGUCUACGGCUGGUCCCGAGGCUUCGUCGGCGGCAUGAUGGCCAAAUCUGCGCUCCCCAAGGCGCUCUCCUUCGGUUGCACGUCUUCUGGCAGCGCGCCCGCCACUCUACUGGCAAAGACGCGCGCGCGGCUUCGGCAACCUGUCUGCGCAGCCGGAGGACAAGAAGUUGCCGUUUGCUGA
This is a messenger RNA of Prorocentrum cordatum, 726 nucleotides long. Lineage: Eukaryota; Dinophyceae; Prorocentrales; Prorocentraceae. The record is from the annotation of a GenBank genome assembly.